AUGCGCGUGUUUUCUUACGCAUCGCGGCCAUCAUGGAUGGGUUUCCUAACUGCCGCUCUAAUGGGCACUUCAACUGUGAAAGCAGUAGAGCUGGACCUGGAUGAUGGAGACUCCAUCAAAAAAGCUGCCAAAGACGUCGCAACCAACAUGAUGACAUACUACACCGGCAUGAACCCAGGUGACAAUCCAGGAAACUUGCCGGACCCCUACUACUGGUGGGAGGCCGGUGCGAUGUUUAACGCCCUGAUCGACUACUGGUUCUACACGGGCGACGAUACCUGGAACGACAUCACGAUACAGGGCAUGCUUUGGCAGGCGGGCGAAAACAAAGCUUUUAUGCCGAACAAUCAGAGCAAAACCGAAGGUAACGACGAUCAAGUAUUCUGGGGCUUUGCUGCGAUGUCUGCUGCAGAGCGCAACUUCCCCAAUCCGCCAGAGGAUCAACCUCAAUGGCUCGAAAUGGCCCAGGCUGUGUUCAAUACUCAAGCUCCCCGAUGGGAUCCCUCGUCUUGUGGUGGAGGUCUUCGCUGGCAGAUCUUUACCUGGAAUAACGGCUAUAACUACAAGAAUACGAUCUCCACAGGCGGAUUUUUCAACCUUGCUUCCCGCCUGGCGAAGUAUACCAAGAACGAAACGUACGCAGAAUGGGCUGAAAAAGCGUGGGACUGGACCGCCGAUGUCGGCUUCAUGACACCCGAAUAUCGCUUCUGGGAUGGAGCGAGUGACUUAAGCAACUGCACUCCCAUCAAUCAGAUUGAGUGGACCUAUAAUGCCGGUGUUUACUUGCUUGGUGCUGCCAAUAUGUACAAUCUGACCGAAGAUUCCAAAUGGAAGGAACGCACCGAGAAGAUCAUUGACUCUUCAGGCGUCUUCUUUUCUCAGGAUCCGCCUGAUGUAAUGUACGAGCGAGCUUGUGAGACGGUCAGCACGUGCAUGGUUGAUCAGCGUUCCUUCAAGGGAUAUCUUGCACGCUGGAUGGCUCAAACCACCCAAAUGGCUCCCUUCACGUAUGACAAGAUCAUGAAACGAUUGAGGGCUUCUGGUCAAGCAGCUGCCAAGACCUGUACAGGAGGCUCCAAAGGAACGACAUGUGGUCUCAAAUGGACAGAACAAAAGUGGGAUAAGACCAAAGACUUCGGUCAGCAGAUGGCCGCCCUCGAGGUGAUUCAAUCGAACCUUAUCACCCGUGUAUCGGCACCUGUCACCGAUGAUGAUGGUGGCACGAGUAAGGGAGAUCCAAAUGCUGGCUCUAAGCCUCCUAAGACGGUGCCUCCUGCUCUGGCCUACUCUAUCACCACGGCUGACAAGGCCGGUGCAGGUAUUCUCACUGCGCUUGUGCUGAUAGGUAUCGGUGGGUCCACGGGUUGGUUGAUUUGGGAAUGA
Messenger RNA from Penicillium antarcticum, 1383 nucleotides. RefSeq names its product glycoside hydrolase family 76 protein. NCBI's taxonomy places the organism in Eukaryota, Fungi, Ascomycota, Eurotiomycetes, Eurotiales, Aspergillaceae. The coding region runs from base 1 to 1383 and encodes 460 amino acids. The transcript is spliced from 3 exons. The record is from RefSeq and is a predicted model, not a curated record. Gene Ontology annotation, molecular function: mannan endo-1,6-alpha-mannosidase activity. Gene Ontology annotation, biological process: carbohydrate catabolic process; fungal-type cell wall biogenesis.